UGGAUGCAUGCCCCUGGAGAUUUUUGCGUUUCUGGCUCUGGUUCCACCAGCCUCCUGUGUUCCGUGUCCAGCCGUUGUGGCUCAUGUGGGCCAACGAUCACACGACCAAGAGAUCGUCUUCGCAAACUUAAGUUUCUGGUUGCGAGCACAUGACGGUGUAGGAUUUGAGUUUGCGUGGACUCCCUCGCCCAGUGGAUUUUCAUAUCGUAGUGUGAAAUCCUGGAGGUGGGGUGUGAGAUAUUUGGCGAAGUUGAAGUGGUCGCUGAUGACCUUGGGUGAGAGUCUGCAUUACUAGGAGGGUCGUUGCAGAGCUGAUUGGUUUUCCCGCUGAAGAUUUCCGUGUUGUUUCUAGGUUUUGGGAGGAAAUUGGGUUCGGGUACAGAGUGUAGGAAUUUUUUUGGGAGUCUGAGGGGGUGGGUACAUUGUGACUGCGGUGAGUUGUGAGUGAGAGAAGGGAGAAGUUCUCUCACAAAUACUCACACGCGUAGUUAAGUGAAGAGAUCAGGAUGUCGGACGCUGUCGCGAAAGACUUGACGGCCGGUACAUUUGCUGGUGUGGCUCAGUUGUUGGUUGGGCAUCCGUUUGAUACCAUUAAGGUGAAGCUACAGUCACAGCCAGUGCCGCUGCCUGGACAGCCGCCUAAGUACAGCGGUGCCAUCGAUGCAGUGAAGCAGACUUUAGCGUCUGAGGGCCCCAAGGGAUUGUACAAGGGAAUGGGAGCCCCUCUCGCAACUGUUGCUGUUUUUAAUGCAGUCCUGUUCACGGCCAGAGGACAGAUGGAGGCACUUCUCCGUGAAUCCCCCGGUGCUCCUCUCACUGUGACCCAGCAGAUGAUCGCUGGCGCUGGAGCCGGAGUAGCGUGCUCAAUGGUGGCUUGCCCAACUGAGCUUGUGAAGUGUCGUCUUCAAGCUCAAAGUGCACUUGCCACCACUGUGGAGGCUCCUGUUCUUGCAGGAGUUGCCGGAGUUACUGGGGCCUCAGUUGGUACUACUGCCGUGAAGGCUGUACAGUACAGUGGCCCUUUCGACGUUGCAAAACAUGUAUUGAAGUCCGAAGGUGGAGUUUUUGGAUUAUACAAGGGACUUACUCCCACCCUCAUGCGUGAGGUGCCCGGUAAUGCGGCUAUGUUCGGUACUUAUGAAGCCACCAAACAGUAUCUCGCAGGAGGCCAGGACACCUCAAAACUUGGUCGAGGAUCAAUGCUCUUAGCUGGUGGUGUUGCUGGAGCGAUGUUCUGGGUGUCUGUCUACCCUACAGACGUGAUCAAGAGUGUUAUUCAGAUUGAUGAUCACCGGAACCCCAAGUACUCUGGCACUAUGGAUGCAUUCAGAAAGAUUUUUGCUACAGAAGGGGUGAAGGGCUUGUAUAGAGGCUUCGGUCCUGCAAUGGCACGUAGUGUUCCUGCCAACGCGGCUUGUUUUCUGGCCUAUGAGUUGGUGAGAGAAGCCCUUGGCUGAGCUUCUUAGUCAUCUUCUUCUGAUCAUUGGGAAGCCUGCCUGAGCUUUACUGACCCACAAUUACACACCAUAUUCUUUGCUGGUUUUCAUUGCGUAGUUCAGGGGGUGGUACUGUUUCCUCACUGGCCAGCACUCAAUAUUCAGUAUCUUAAAAUAGAAAUACCUAGACUAAUGUCUUUGUAACAAACUGGUUCAAUUUCACCUGAUCAUCUUCCACCUUUUAGCUUCGAAACUGAAGCUUCUGUCCGGCCUGUGUGUGUGGUCCAUUCAUCAGACUGGGGUUAGAGAGGAUUGACCUCGAUGAGUUUGUGGGUUGGCUAAAACCCACACUGUUUGUAUAUAAAUGCAGUUUCUGUAUGUGCUUAGAGAACUUGUUUA
Molecule: messenger RNA, 1835 nt
Organism: Physcomitrium patens
Lineage: Eukaryota; Viridiplantae; Streptophyta; Bryopsida; Funariales; Funariaceae
Product: mitochondrial carnitine/acylcarnitine carrier-like protein
Biological process (GO): mitochondrial L-ornithine transmembrane transport
Molecular function (GO): L-ornithine transmembrane transporter activity
Source: RefSeq, a predicted model, not a curated record